Molecule: messenger RNA, 4147 nt
Organism: Sesamum indicum (sesame)
Lineage: Eukaryota; Viridiplantae; Streptophyta; Magnoliopsida; Lamiales; Pedaliaceae
Product: LRR receptor-like serine/threonine-protein kinase GHR1
Biological process (GO): protein phosphorylation
Molecular function (GO): ATP binding; protein binding; protein kinase activity
Source: RefSeq, a predicted model, not a curated record
GCCUCUUUUCAAUACUGUAACACCGCAAUUCCCAUAUGAAUCCAAAAGACUGUACAAAAAGCACAAUUGUGAGAGUAUUUCUUGUUGGGUUUGUACCAAAAGACCAAAAGUUUUUGUUGGGUUCUAUCACGUGUCUUUCGGUAGGUUGAAGUGAUUGUUCUACAGGCAAAGAGAGUGUGUGUUGUGUGUGCUUGCAUAUUUUUGACAUUUAUGAAUUAACAAGAGAAAAAAAGAGCAUGCACGUUCAGAGGCAUUUAGAGAAAGAGUGAGGUUUCUGUUCUGUAAUUGUUAAAGAUUUACGGGUUUCUUGAAAGCUAAUAUUUUCCGCCAUUAUUAGAGCUUUUAAGUGCCAGAGCUUUUCUGGGUCCAUUGCUUUCGCUGUCUUUAAUGCAUUUGCAAUGCCGAUUUGAGGAGCCCUUUUACCUCAUUUCUCUUUUUGUCACCUGGAGCUUUUGUUCGUUCUUGGACUACUGAAAACAGCGAGAAAUGGGCUUUCGAAUUGAGGAUGGUAAGAAAUGCUGAUCUUUUCUAUGUUUGGAUCUGUGAAAGUGAAUGGUUAUGCUGUUUGAAGAAGUCUCUUAAUGUUUGUGCUAUUGGAAGGUAGCAUUCUUAUCCUGAAGUCGAGUUGGGCAGCUUUCUUUGGAGCUUGGAGUUCUUUUACUUUUGUCGUUGAACUCCUUGGUUGCAUUGCUAACUCAUUAUUACCUGGGAUUAGGAUGAAGAUAUUUAGGUUUUCUCUGGUUUGUCUUUGUUUUGUGUCGGCCUUGAGCCAGCUCCCUCCCCGGGAUGUAUUGGCCCUGCUUGAAUUCAAGAAAGGAAUCAAGCAUGACCCAACAGGUUUUGUGCUGGAUUCAUGGAAUGACGAGUCCAUUGCUUCCAAUGGGUGUCCUUCAUCUUGGUAUGGUAUCAUGUGUGAUGGUGGAAACGUUGCAGCAGUUGUUCUUGACAAUUUGGGCCUGGUAGCAGAUGUGGAUUUGAGCGUGUUCACAAAUCUGACAAUGCUUGUAAAACUUUCAAUUUCGAACAAUUCAAUUACUGGGAAGUUGCCCAACAAGCUUAGCAACUUCAAGAGCCUUGAGUAUCUGGAUGUUUCUGAGAACAUGUUUUCCUCAUCACUGCCAUCAGAUAUUGGUAAACUAGUCAGUUUAAAAAAUCUUUCAUUGGCUGGAAAUAAUUUCUCUGGCUCGAUCCCAGACACAAUUUCUGGACUUGCAUCUAUCCGUUCCUUAGACAUGAGCAGCAAUUCGCUAUUUGGGCCACUCCCAUCUUCUUUGACAAGGUUGGGAGGCUUAGUUUAUCUUAAUCUUUCACUUAAUGGCUUCACUGAAAGCAUACCAAAGGGGUUGGAGCUGAUGAAACAGCUUGAUGUUCUUGACUUGCAUGGCAAUAUGCUUGAUGGUAAAUUUGAUCCGAAAUUCUUGCUGCAGACUACAGCAAGUCAUGUUGAUCUUAGUGGCAAUUUGCUCAAGAGUUUUUCUAUGGAGCAGCAAAAUUUUCUGGUCGGUGUCUCUCCAUCUAUCAAGCAUUUAAAUCUCAGCCACAACCAACUAACUGGAUCACUUGGAAGUGGUGGUGAGGCUGAGGCUUUUGGUAGCUUAAAGGUUUUGGAUUUGAGCUAUAAUCAGCUGUCUGGGGAAUUACCUGGUUUCAAUUUUGUUUAUGAUCUUCAAGUCCUGAAACUUGGCAACAACAGAUUUUCGGGUUCCAUUCCUAAUAACCUUUUGAAAGGAGAUUCUUUGGUUCUAACUGAGUUGGACUUAAGUGGCAACAGUCUCUCAGGACCUGUAAGUAUGAUUACAUCAACAACACUACACACCCUUAAUCUCUCUUCAAAUGUACUUUCUGGUGAGCUUCCACCAUUGACAGGAAGCUGUUCAGUAGUUGACCUCUCAAAAAACCAAUUUGAAGGAAAUUUAACAAGGCUGCUGAAAUGGGGAAACGUAGAAGUCCUUGAUCUCAGCCAAAACAGGCUGACAGGGUCCAUUCCAGAGGUAACUGCUCAAUUUUUGCGUUUAAAUUACCUGAACGUCUCCCACAAUUCCCUGAAUGGUUCUCUUCCCAAAGUGAUCACACUGUUUCCGAAACUCAUUGAGCUUGAUCUUAGCUUCAAUCAAUUGGAUGGACCUCUGCUAAAUACUCUUUUAACAUCAUCAACUCUGAGACAAAUUCACCUACAGGGUAAUAGACUUUCUGGAAGUAUUGAUUUUUCACCAUCCUCUGGUGAUUUAGAUCUCCAAGUUCUUGAUCUUUCUUACAACCAGCUUGAUGGUCACCUCCCUGAUGAAUAUGGAUUGUUCACUGGACUUCAAGUGCUCAAUAUUGCAGGAAACAAUUUCUCUGGGUCUAUUCCUACUUCAAUUUGUAAUAUCAGUGCCCUAACUUCACUAGAUAUUUCUCGGAAUCAUUUCACUGGUCCACUUCCCAAGAACUUAUCAAACAGUCUUCAAAGCUUUAAUGCAUCAUAUAAUGAUCUUUCUGGUGUUGUUCCAGAAAAUUUGAGAAAGUUUCCUCUAUCUUCUUUCUACCCUGGUAAUUGUGAACUGGAGUUCCCUAAUCCUCCUCCUGGCUCUGACAAUUUUCCACCAGGAAAUGCAAGCAAGAAAAGUUUGAGAACUAUCAUUAAAAUUGUAAUAAUAGUUGCUUGUGUUGUUGCCGUGAUCAUUUUGAUCCUUCUUGUCAUUUUCAUUUAUUGCAAGCGCAUGUCAAGAAUGCGUUUAUCAGAUGUAACCAACAAAGGUGCCACCCAUCAAGCUUCAACAAGUCCUUCUAGCUUUGGUGGAAGGGAUCGUGCUGGUGGCUCAGUUGUUUCAACAGAGGAUCUUGUAACACCACAAAAAGGAUCAGCAUCUGAAAUAAUUAGUCCAGAUGAGAAAAUGGUAGCCAAAACAAGUUUCUCGCCUUCCAAGACCAGCCACUUAUCAUGGUCGCCUGAAUCUGGUGAUUCAUAUGCUGCAGAAAACCUUUCAAGAUUGGAGGUCAGGUCUCCUGAUCGCCUGGCUGGUGAGCUGUACUUCCUAGAUGAUACAAUUUCUUUCACGGCAGAGGAAUUAUCAAGAGCCCCAGCGGAAGUCCUUGGAAGAAGCAGUCAUGGGACAUCUUACAGAGCAACUCUGGACAAUGGACUGUUGUUGACUGUAAAGUGGUUGAGAGAAGGAGUUGCAAAGCAGAGAAAGGAGUUUGCUAAAGAGGCUAAGAAAUUUGCCAAUAUCAGACAUCCAAAUGUGGUGGGAUUGAGAGGGUACUACUGGGGGCCCACACAACAUGAGAAACUCAUUCUUUCAGACUACAUAUCUCCUGGAAGUCUUGCGAGUUUCCUAUACGAUCGGCCUGGGAGAAAGGCUCCGCCCUUAAACUGGGCCCAAAGGCUCAAAAUAGCAGUAGAUGUCGCACGGGGGCUGAACUACCUCCAUUUUGACCGUGCUGUUCCCCAUGGGAAUCUUAAAGCCACCAAUGUACUACUAGACGGACCUGAUCUUAACGGGCGGGUAGCUGAUUACUGUCUUCACCGUCUGAUGACCCAAUUAGGCACCAUCGAGCAAAUUCUUGAUGCUGGGGUCUUGGGUUACCGUGCACCGGAACUAGCAGCAUCCAAGAAGCCUGUACCGUCUUUCAAGUCAGACAUUUAUGCCUUUGGAGUAAUUUUGCUAGAACUUCUUACUGGAAAAUGUGCUGGCGAUGUAGUUUCUGGUGAUGAUGGAGGAGUAGAUUUGACAGACUGGGUUCGCCUGAGAGUGGCUGAAGGUCAAGGAUCAGAUUGUUUUGAUGCGGCAUUGACACCCGAGAUGAGCACUCCAGCAGCCGAUAAAGGAAUGAAAGAGGUCCUGGGAAUAGCUCUUCGAUGCAUUCGGUCUGUGUCUGAGAGGCCAGGCAUCAAGACUGUAUACGAGGAUCUUUCAGCAAUCUAGUUUGCUGAUAUGAAGAAACGUGAAGUGGGAAGCAAAUAGCUAGCUCAUUGACCUUCUUCUUGCUAAAUUUUUUCAAGCAUUGUUGUAAAUUGGGGCGUAUUAUUGAUGUAUACAAGCUUUUGAUGAGCAGAGCUCUGAUCUGACUGACUGUCAACUGGGAAUCUAUCAGAGUUACUUAUUAAGCACAUCAAAAACAGUUGUUCCAUUUCAAGAUUUGGUGAAGUAUUAAUUCCAACCCAUAA